This is a messenger RNA of Rhagoletis pomonella (apple maggot), 1994 nucleotides long. It is a transcript of the gene stet, whose product is annotated as protein rhomboid. The transcript is spliced from 8 exons. Lineage: Eukaryota; Metazoa; Arthropoda; Insecta; Diptera; Tephritidae. Gene Ontology annotation, cellular component: membrane. The coding region runs from base 462 to 1883 and encodes 473 amino acids. The record is from RefSeq and is a predicted model, not a curated record. Gene Ontology annotation, molecular function: serine-type endopeptidase activity.
GCUAAUUUUUUAGUGAAAUCUAUUUUUACCCUGCUGAGUGCGCCUCGAACCUGCGCGUUCGCAUGUGGCGCGCUAACACGCUACAGGGUACGCCACGCUCGCCUCAGCUGCCGUUAGUGCUAUUUUCGUAUUUUCCUCGCUGCCUCAUUCACCCCCACACAAUUCGUUGCAUAUUUUUAGGCAUAACAUUGAGCAUGAGAUGUUUAUACACUGUGAAAAAAUAUUAUGACAAACAAGAAGUGUGUAAGUUUGAGCAAAUAAAAAAACUAGUUUUUUUCUAAGAUGAAAUGAAGUGCUAAUAAAUAAAUAAAUCUUAUGUUGCAUAAAAGAACCGUCGAGCUUUUGGACUUUAGAUAGCAUUUUAUGCUGUUCGUUGAUUUAUUGUAAAUGUGUGGUUAAGAAGCAGCGGCGUUAUCUACGAUUGCAUUUUCUUUCGAGCCAAAGUGUAGCGUAGUAGCGGCAUGUGGAGCGGUUUCGAUCGUUGCAGUUCGCGCGGCGUCGAUAUACAAAGCACCAACAAUGCUGGCAGUAGUCAACAGGAGACUUUGGCUGAAAUCGAACACAUAUCAACGAUAGCAGGCUCACUGGUAUCAAUUGCUUCCAUAUCACAUACACACACACAAGUACGUUAUCAAUGUACAAAUGAUGCUGGCUAUGAAACAGAACACACUUCGCUUAAUUCGGACUUUGAUGAGGCGGAGCUGCGCAGGGAAUUGCUGCGUGAUAAAUGGAAAUUGCUGUUUGAUAUGUUCGAUCCCGAGGGUUUUGGUGAGAUACCCGUCGACGACUUUGUAAAGGCGUUAAAAUCUCCCGAAUUCUUAUCACAAGUGCCUAUGAAUAAACGAGAAUUGCUACACGAACGCACGAAAAAGGCGCGAUUGCCAACUGGACCGGGAUAUGUCACCUUUCAGGAUUUUGUAAAUGUGAUGAGCGGGAAACGUUCACGUAGCUUUAAAUGUGCAGUUCAUCAUCGUGAUCGCGAGGUUUGUUCCGAAAAUGACUUCCAUCUUGUACUAGAAGAACCGCCAUUUUUUAAGAAAAUGGUGCACGUCGUUGCCAUGGAAAUACUGCCCGAAGAGCGUGAUCGCAAAUAUUAUGCCGAUCGUUAUUCAUGUUGUCCCCCGCCUUUAUUCAUUAUACUAAUGACAAUCAUAGAGGUAAGUAGCUCUGCUUUUUUCGCCUAUCACACACUCAGCAUUGGCGAAGCGGAACCAGCGGGCCCAGUUCCAAUCGAUUCCUUCUUCAUCUACCGUCCCGAUAAACGCCUUGAAGUUUGGCGUUUCAUAUUGUAUAUGGUAUUACAUGCCGGUUGGUUUCAUCUUGGCUUUAACCUCUGUGUUCAAUUACUUUUCGGCUUACCGCUAGAGAUGGUGCAUGGAUCGGGGCGAAUCGCUUGUAUAUACUUUUCCGGUGUAUUGGCGGGUUCAUUAGGCACCAGCAUAUUUGAUCCCGAAGCGUACUUGGUUGGAGCUAGCGGCGGCGUAUACGCACUACUGGCGGCACACUUGGCCAAUGUGAUGUUAAAUUUUCAUCAGAUGCGCUAUGGCAUACUGCGAUUUAUAGCCAUUUUGGUGUUCGCUUCCUGUGACUUUGGCUUUGCAAUCUACGCUCGUUAUGCUGGCGACUAUCCCUUCAGUCCCUCGGUGUCCUAUGUCGCCCACUUAACCGGUGCCUUGGCGGGCCUAACCAUUGGCCUAAUUGUGCUCAAGAACUUCGAACAGAAACUACACGAACAACUUUUGUGGUGGAUUGCGCUUGGUAUUUACACUGCCUACAUUAUAUUUGCAAUUGUUUUCAAUGUAUUGAAUAGUGCUGCGAUGCAGAGUCUAAAAGUGGAACCCAUCUAUGCCACCGAAACGUUUUUCAAUGAUUUUCAUGUAUAAUAUUUAGUUUUAAGCGCUAAAUGCUAUGCCAUCUUGUCGAUUGGGUGGAAUACUAUGUGUAGAAAUAUUUUGCAAAAAAGUGUGAAAAAGUGUGUACAUAUUACAUAUGUA